Epinephelus fuscoguttatus (brown-marbled grouper) is the source of this 2001-nucleotide messenger RNA. RefSeq names its product kunitz-type protease inhibitor 1-like. The transcript is spliced from 10 exons. The coding region runs from base 229 to 1749 and encodes 506 amino acids. The record is from RefSeq and is a predicted model, not a curated record. Lineage: Eukaryota; Metazoa; Chordata; Actinopteri; Perciformes; Serranidae. Gene Ontology annotation, molecular function: protein binding; serine-type endopeptidase inhibitor activity.
CAGAGUCUUCCUGUUUGUGAGCAGGUGAGACACACCUGAAGAUCAGAGCAGAGCAGCAGAGCUUUCAGCCUUCAUCCCGAACUCUUCACUCUUUCAUCACGUCACGGUUUCAUUCAGACUCAACCGAACCACUUCCGGUUCUGUGACAGUCACAGCGGAGCGGCGAGACGCGUCCGGAGACGGCAAACGCUUUUCCUCCUGCUACACUGACACUGACUGCAGCUGAGAAUGCCUCCGUCCUCUUCAUCCCUCCUCCUCCUCCUCCUCCUCCCCCUCCCACUCGUGCGGCUCAUCGGAGCGGCGGAGGACGCGGCCUGCAGCGGCUCUUUCCGCGUCGGGCAGGAGAACUUCGUGCUGGACGCGGAGGACGCGGUGAAUGAGGGAGCGGCUCUGCUGUCCACCACGCAUGUGCACUCAGAGGAGGUGUGCACGAGCGCGUGCUGUGAGGAGCCGAGCUGCAACUUGGCGCUGCUGGAGCCGCGCGGCACCGGAGCUGCGGCGGAAAACCGCACCUGCGUCCUGUUCAACUGCGUCCACAGAAACCGCUUCGUGUGCAGGUUCGUGAACCAGAAGGGAUACCUGAGCUACAUCCGGGAGGCCGUGUACCGGAAACACCUGCAGGGGCCGCAGGGGGCAGGUGAGCAGCCUCCGCCCAUCGCCAUCGCAGGCCGUGAUGUCAUUGUUCAGCUUGGCGAGCCGGUGUUACUCAAUGGCAUUCAAAGCCUGGCGCUGGGUAACGCCCACAUCACAGACUAUCACUGGACUGUGAAGAGUGGUAACGGCUCCGUCGGCACAGAGCUGCAGAAGACGGAACUACCUGACCAGGUGCAGGUGUCCUUCCGUCAGCCCGGCUCAUACGUCUUCCAGCUCACCGUCACCGACUCCAACGACCAAUCACACGCUGCCAACGUCACCGUCCUUGUCCUCAGCCAGGAGCUGUCCAGCUUGUACUGUCUGGCUCCGGUGAAGGUCGGCCCGUGUCGAGCUGCGUUUCCUCGCUGGCAUUAUGACGCUGACGCAGGAAAGUGUGAGAAGUUUGUGUUCGGAGGCUGUAAGGCAAACGACAACAACUUCCUGUCUGAGGAGGAUUGUCUGUCAGCCUGCAGAGGAGUCACAGAGACGUCAGAGAGGAGAGUCUCUCCACCUGCUGCUGAGGAGUGUGGAAAGGCGUGUCGCCGCGAUCAGCUGAUUUGUGACAACGGUUGCUGUCUGGACCGAAGUCUGGAGUGUGACAACGUGACACACUGCAGCGACGGGCUGGACGAGAGGCACUGCAGCAAACUGAACAAGACGUUGCACAAGCUGUUGGACAUCGAUGUGAACCUGAGGAAAGCUCGGUGUGCGGAGCCCCCCCGCACAGGUCCAUGUCGGGCCAGUUUCAGCCGCUGGUACUACGACCCUCUGGACAGGAAGUGUUCCCGCUUCACAUACGGCGGCUGUGACGGAAACGAAAACAACUUUGAAGAAGAAGAGAAGUGCAAAGAGACGUGCAAAGGAGUGACUGAGCAUAACGUCUUCUUCAAAGGGUUGUUUGACCGCUUUGAGACGGAGGAGGAAAGUGACUCAGGAAACAUCGCGCUGGCGGUCUGUCUGUCGGUGGCCAUCUUGGCUCUGUUGGCCGUCCUCGCCUACUGUUUCCUCAAGUCCAGGAAGGAGCGCGCCCACCGGCCCGUCCCCACAAGCUCCGCCCACGUGCCGCUGUCAGGGCAGGAAACGACCGUUUACAACUCCACCACCAAACCUGUAUGACGUCACCAGGCCUGUCGCCGUGACGAUCACGGAAGCUGUGUGACGUCAUGAGCAGGUUGAUGUCGUGUUGUGUUUUGUGUGUGAGGGUGUUUUUACAGUGCGUCGGGUUGUGGAUGUUAGUGUGUGUGUGUGUGUGUGUGUGUGUGUGUGUGUGUGUGUGUGUGUGUGUGGGUGGGUCUCAGUGUAAAUAUGAAGAUGUUCUAAUCUCAGGUCGUUUUAAUCUGCUGCCGCCGUGUUUUUGUCUUUUUAACA